Messenger RNA from Mercurialis annua (annual mercury), 2554 nucleotides. RefSeq lists its product as uncharacterized. The record is from RefSeq and is a predicted model, not a curated record. The coding region runs from base 483 to 2363 and encodes 626 amino acids. The transcript has 3 exons. NCBI's taxonomy places the organism in Eukaryota, Viridiplantae, Streptophyta, Magnoliopsida, Malpighiales, Euphorbiaceae.
UUCUAGCUUCUACUGAUUCCCAAUCACAGAAAUUGCAUUGUGUUACUCUUAUCAUUCGAUUUGAAAUUCCCACUCUUGCUCAACUUGAAUUCAUUAUUCCACUAAAAAAACUUUUGAUUUACUUUUUCCUGCACAAAAUGCUCGAUUUCAAUUAGAAUGUGCUGUAAAAAAUUCAAAUUGCAGGAAAUUAUGGAGAAUUGGGUAUUGUUUAGAUGAAGUUUUUGCUCUAGUGUGAAUUGCAGAGUUGUUUGCUCCUACAGUUUUACUUAAUUAUUAUAUUUUGGUGGAUUCAGGUAUGAAUAUGGAUACUAGAGUUCUUUAAUUAAUUGAUCCUCUCUCUGCAUUUGAAUUAGGUUAUUGAUCCAUUAGCUGAAAUUUCAGCAAUGACUAUUCAACCAACACAAAAACCUCUCUUGCUAAUUUAUCCAAGUCUCACUUGAUGCCUUUCUCCUUCCCUUAAGCCGCAACGGGGAAUCGGAGAAAUGGCGGGACCGCCAAAGAAACACUUCCUCCCUCUCCUACUCUUCCUCUCCCUUUUUGCAGUCUUCUUUUUUUCCCAUUAUCAUCCCUCUCUUCCUCUCUCCUCUGUCGAUGCUGAUUCCGACUCCAAUUUUGUUACCUUAAGUAAUAAUAGCAAAAAUUUCAGUCCCCAAGUUAGCUCCAGUUUUGCAUUCCUUAUUAAAGUCCUUGCUUUCAACCGCAUAGACUCUCUAUCCCGCUGCCUUCACUCUCUUGCCAAUGCUAAUUAUGAAGGAGACAUAGUCCAUCUUCAUGUCUAUAUUGAUCAUUUUCCCUUUGCCAAUGCCUCGUUCGAUGUUUUGGAGGGAAAACUACAGGAAGCUCACAGGAUUUUGGAGUUUGUUGACGGGUUCCAUUGGAAUUUUGGAAAUAAGUUGGUACAUUAUCGGACGGGGAAUGUGGGGUUGCAGGCGCAAUGGUUAGAGGCGUGGUGGCCAGGCUCGGACAAUGAAUUUGCAUUUGUUGUGGAAGAUGAUUUGGAGGUUUCUCCACUGUUUUAUAAGUUCGUGAAGGCUGUGAUUAAUAAUUAUUACUACAAUGGUAGCGGAUCUAAUCCCUCUAUUUAUGGUGUCUCGCUUCAACGUCCAAGGUUUGUUCCAGGUAAACAUGGAAACAAGUUACAGUUGGAUUCUGGAACAAAUCUUUUCUUGUAUCAGUUGGUUGGCACUUGGGGUCAGAUCCUCUUUCCCAAACCUUGGAAAGAGUUCAAGCUGUGGUAUGACUGGCACAAGUCAAAAGACAUCAAGCCAUUUCUUGAUGGAAUGGUGACAAAUGGGUGGUACAAAAAGAUGGGAGAGAGGAUCUGGACACCUUGGUUCAUCAAAUUUGUUCAUUCUAGAGGCUAUUUUAAUAUUUACACCAAUAUGGGGCAUGAGAGAGCCCUCAGCGUCUCCCACAGAGACACUGGUGUUAACUACGGGAAAACAGCCGGACCCGACUCCAAAUUAGUUGAUGAAAGUUCCUUUGAUUACAGCUUUCUGGAAUUGCAACCAUUAAUCAAUUUAAAAUGGUAUGAUUUUUGUUUCAAAGAAGUACUUCCUGGAAGAGUUGUGAGGAACAUGGAUGAUCUUGAGUCUGUUCUUCCCUCUGUGCAGAAACAGCAGAAAAUUCUGAUAGUGAGCAUAUUUGGAACAUCAGAUGCAAUCACAAGAAAUUUGAUAUGCCAUUUUGAGAGGUUGAACAUUCAGAAUUAUAUUUUGAUGGGUCCUACCUCUUCUCUUCUGCAUGAUCUUGCUAGAAGGGGACAUCCUGUUAUUGAUGCCAACAGUCUUCUUGAAAAUAUGAAAUCUCAGAAAUUAUUCGGAUUUCAAGAUUCAAGCUCAAAACUCGUAGAUGUAUUGGUAAAAGGCUACGUGAUUAAGAAGUGCUUUGAACAUAAGUAUGAUGCCUUGGUAAUCAAUACGAAGAUGCUAUUUGUCAAUAAUGACUUGUUUAAUGAGUUCAUAGUUAAUACGUCUAAUGACUUGUACGCUGGGAAGAGCUCUGAUAUUUUCUUUGUCAGGAGCUCUUCUUCUGCCAGAAAUUUGUGGACAGACGGUUUCUUGAAUAAAAUUGGUUCUGCAGUUGGUCAAGCUUCCCCAUCCAGCGAGGAUGGAAAUUUUGCUUAUAUAGUGACGAAGUUGUUAGAACAAAAUGGUUUAAGAGUUAACUGGGUUGAUGAGUCAAGCUUAGGUGUGAAGAUCGGUGCCAAUAGCGUUAAUCAAUCUUCUUUGAUUGCUGGUAAGAUGGUUUAUUGGUCUGACGAGAUGGGUCUGAAUUUGGUUCAAAAGCGGCUUGAAGAAUUGAAUAUGUGGGCUAUAGAUGGUGACUCUUCUUGUACGGCAGUCAUUUGUCACCAAUCUUAGUAUCCCAUGGGCAAUUUUCUUCCCUUUUCGAUCCACAGCUCUUUUUAUCAUCAGUUCAACCUUCAGAUUUGAGAGUCGAGCUCUAAUUUGAUAGUACUUCGACUCGACUCCUAGUUGAAGCAUUACAGGACUUAGAUUUGUAAUACCAAAUGUAAUAGAUUCCAAAUAUAAUGAUUGUCUAAUUAUCAUUA